CCUCCCACUCCGGAAACAGACUAUCCUGACCUGUCUCCAGAUGAGCUGGAGGGUUAUCCCGAGGAGGACUACUCGCCCGUGGGCUCCUACGAUCAGGGGGCUGCUUUCUCUCUGUCCGUGAGGCGGCCCGAGGAGCUGGGCUCACCCCCGGGAUGGUACGGACACAGCCACCCCGAGGGAGCCGUGUUCUACCCCGAGCACUUCACCUCCGACACGGUGCCGGCCAGUGGCCGCCACAAGCGGGCCAGCAGUGGCUCCAGCCAGGACAGCGGGCUCUUUGCCUGGCACAGCCCCGUGUCCCCGGCGCUGGGGCUCAAGGAGGAGAAGUUUAAAAGCCUCGAAAAAGCCGGGGUGCUCAACCGGACCAAGACGGUGGACAGAGGGAAGCGGCUCCGGAAGAACUGGAGCUCCUCCUGGACGGUGCUGGAGGGGGGGAUCCUCACCUUCUUCAAGGACUCCAAGCACUCGGCUGCUGGUGCCUUGGUAAGAGCCCCAACGGCCUCGGUGGGGCCAGCACCCAUGGGACGGGGCCAGCACCCAUGGGACAGGGCCAGCACUCAUGGGAUGGGGCCAGCACCCAUGGGAUGGGGGCAGGAACCCAGGGGUGCAAAGCCCAGCACCCUCCAGCGUGGGCACCUCGGGCAUCACCCUCUCCCUCCCUCCCUCCCUCCCCAGGUGCCGGCCAGUGGCCGCCACAAGCGGGCCAGCAGUGGCUCCAGCCAGGACAGCGGGCUCUUUGCCUGGCACAGCCCCGUGUCCCCGGCGCUGGGGCUCAAGGAGGAGAAGUUUAAAAGCCUCGAAAAAGCCGGGGUGCUCAACCGGACCAAGACGGUGGACAGAGGGAAGCGGCUCCGUAAGAAGAACUGGAGCUCCUCCUGGACGGUGCUGGAGGGGGGGAUCCUCACCUUCUUCAAGGACUCCAAGCACUCGGCUGCUGGUGCCUUGCGUCACCCCAGCACCCUGACCACCCCCGAGCACACGGUGGAGCUGCGCGGGGCCACCCUCGCCUGGGCCGGCAAGGACAAGUCCAGCAAGAAGCACGUCCUGGAGCUGAAGACGCGGGAGGGCUCCGAGUUCCUCAUCCAGCACGACUCGGAGCAGAUCAUCGCCGCCUGGCAGAAGGCCAUCGCCGACAGCAUCGGCAAGAUGGGCACCGACCUCCUUGGUGAGGACGACACCGAUAGCGCGGCUGAAUUCGGCUCCCGGGAGAAGCUGGGGGGCAGCGAGGAGAAGAGGGCAGCAGCCGGGCAGGGGAUGGGCAGUGCCAGCGGGGAGAACGACUCCAGCAAAGUCCGCAACAAGCUCCGCAAGUUCCUGCAGAGGCGGCCGACGAUGCAGUCCCUGCGCGAGCGGGGCUACAUCAAGGAUCAGAUUUUUGGCUGCUCCCUGCAAGCACUGUGCGAGCGGGAGCGGGGGACGGUGCCGCGCUUCGUCCUGCAGUGCAUCCAGACCGUGGAGAGGAGAGGUCUGGACAUCGAUGGGUUGUACCGGGUCAGUGGCAACCUGGCCACCAUCCAGAAGCUGCGCUACAAGGUGGAGCACGAAGAGCACCUGGACCUGGAUGACGGGCGCUGGGAGGACAUCCACGUUGUCACCGGGGCACUGAAGCUCUUCUUCCGGGAGCUGCCAGAGCCACUCGUCCCCUUCGGCCACUUCGACAAGUUCAUCGCUGCCAUCAAGAUGCAGGACCCGACCAGACGAGGCCAGUGUAUCCGUGACCUGGUGUUCUCCCUCCCGCCCGCCCACCACGACACCAUGAAGGUCCUCUUCCGCCACCUCUCCAGGGUGAUCGAGUACAAGGAGGAGAACCGCAUGUCGGUGCAGAGCAUCGCCAUCGUCUUCGGCCCCACGCUGCUGCGGCCGGCGAGCGAGGAGGGCAACAUGGCCAUGCACAUGGUCUUCCAGAACCAGGUGGUGGAGCACAUCCUCAACCAGUACGGCUACAUCUUCCCCGAUGGCUAAAAACCACCCCGGGGGACACGCAUGGGGACAAACCCAACAGCGGGGACAUGAAGGAGCAGCAUCUCAGGGGAAGGACUUGGCUGCGUGUCACCUCGGUGGUGGCAAUCACGGGUUCCAUGAAGGGCAGCGCGGUGGCCCGGCUUGCUCGGGAUGUGGCUUGAGGGACAGGCACCGGAGCUGGGGACACCCCGAGCACCCCGUCCCCCGCUGCCACCCACUCCCACCGGGGCCACAUCCGUGGGGAUUGAGCCCCGGGGUGGGGUGUGGGAUCUGGGGUGGGGGGGGACGAUGGAGCCCUGAGGUCCCCAGCUCCCCGGGGCCGGCGGCACAGACCUGGUGUCCCCAGGUGAGAGGAUGGAGGUGGCCGACCGGGCAGUGCCCGCGGGGACAGUGCCACUGACUAUGCCAUGGCCAGAGCCAGCGUCCGGCACGAGCCACCAAAUUCCCAAAU
This is a messenger RNA of Calidris pugnax (ruff), 2413 nucleotides long. Its product is annotated as rho GTPase-activating protein 27-like. The record is from RefSeq and is a predicted model, not a curated record. Gene Ontology annotation, cellular component: cytoplasm. NCBI's taxonomy places the organism in Eukaryota, Metazoa, Chordata, Aves, Charadriiformes, Scolopacidae. The annotation marks the transcript as partial. Gene Ontology annotation, biological process: regulation of GTPase activity; signal transduction. The transcript has 17 exons.